This is a messenger RNA of Onychostoma macrolepis, 1512 nucleotides long. RefSeq lists its product as uncharacterized. The transcript is spliced from 12 exons. Lineage: Eukaryota; Metazoa; Chordata; Actinopteri; Cypriniformes; Cyprinidae. Bases 1 to 1512 code for a protein of 503 amino acids. The record is from RefSeq and is a predicted model, not a curated record.
AUGCUCCAGACAGCAACAUUAAACACCGUCUGCAACGAAUACCACGUCAUUGUUGGGGCUCUGAGCAACGUCUUUGAGCAGAUGACUUUGUUGAGACAGCAGGAGCUCGCUCAAGUCCUGUUGGGCUACCUGAAGCAGAGACACGCCUCGGGCUCAACUUGCGGGUCCGACACCAGCAGCCUCAGUGCUUGGCUUGAGGAGAGCUUUGGCAAAUUCUCCAUCUAUGUGGAUUACAAAGACCUGCGUGAGAUCAACACGGGCUUCGACAGCUUUGAGGCGCUGGACAUUCUGAGCACUUCUCAGGUUGCUCAACUGACGCUAGAGUCUGGAGCGCUGAACAGCGCAGCCCUGAUAAACAUGGUCUUUGAACGUCUAGAGCACGGCAACUCCUUCCAGAAUAUUGAAGAGUUCUUUGUGACUCUCACCCAAACCUCACAGGAUUUGGACAUCAACCCUGUGGUGAGGGACAUCAUGAUGAAUCGAACCUUCACCAUCAUCAGUCUUCAUUUUGCCGACUUUGUGACCGACGACUGGGUUUCCUGGUUCACGGUGAAACUGAAUCCUCUCCUUCCCAGCUUGACAGCAGAGAUGCUCCAGACAGCAACAUUAAACACCGUCUGCAACGAAUACCACGUCAUUGUUGGGGCUCUGAGCAACGUCUUUGAGCAGAUGACUUUGUUGAGACAGCAGGAGCUCGCUCAAGUCCUGUUGGGCUACCUGAAGCAGAGACACGCCUCGGGCUCAACUUGCGGGUCCGACACCAGCAGCCUCAGUGCUUGGCUUGAGGAGAGCUUUGGCAAAUUCUCCAUCUAUGUGGAUUACAAAGACCUGCGUGAGAUCAACACGGGCUUCGACAGCUUUGAGGCGCUGGACAUUCUGAGCACUUCUCAGGUUGCUCAACUGACGCUAGAGUCUGGAGCGCUGAACAGCGCAGCCCUGAUAAACAUGGUCUUUGAACGUCUAGAGCACGGCAACUCCUUCCAGAAUAUUGAAGAGUUCUUUGUGACUCUCACCCAAACCUCACAGGAUUUGGACAUCAACCCUGUGGUGAGGGACAUCAUGAUGAAUCGAACCUUCACCAUCAUCAGUCUUCAUUUUGCCGACUUUGUGACCGACGACUGGGUUUCCUGGUUCACGGUGAAACUGAAUCCUCUCCUUCCCAGCUUGACAGCAGAGAUGCUCCAGACAGCAACAUUAAACACCGUCUGCAACGAAUACCACGUCAUUGUUGGGGCUCUGAGCAACGUCUUUGAGCAGAUGACUUUGUUGAGACAGCAGGAGCUCGCUCAAGUCCUGUUGGGCUACCUGAAGCAGAGACACGCCUCGGGCUCAACUUGCGGGUCCGACACCAGCAGCCUCAGUGCUUGGCUUGAGGAGAGCUUUGGCAAAUUCUCCAUCUAUGUGGAUUACAAAGACCUGCGUGAGAUCAACACGGGCUUCGACAGCUUUGAGGCGCUGGACAUUCUGAGCACUUCUCAGGUUGCUCAACUGACGCUAGAGUCUGAGCGCUGA